This is a messenger RNA of Platichthys flesus (European flounder), 4319 nucleotides long. It is a transcript of the gene cyth2, whose product is annotated as cytohesin 2. Gene Ontology annotation, molecular function: guanyl-nucleotide exchange factor activity. The record is from RefSeq and is a predicted model, not a curated record. Gene Ontology annotation, biological process: regulation of ARF protein signal transduction. Lineage: Eukaryota; Metazoa; Chordata; Actinopteri; Pleuronectiformes; Pleuronectidae. The transcript is spliced from 12 exons. Bases 107 to 1357 code for a protein of 416 amino acids.
UCUUUGUCUCCGGUGCAGCGUCUCGAUACGAAGGCUCUGGCCGUUUUUUUUCCACGUAGUUUUUGAGGAUAUAUUUACACAUAUAUCCCUAAUUUUCCAAUAUUGAAUGACAGUCGACUCUGAAAUAUUUAUGCCGAAGAGUAAAGCGCCCAAAAUGGAUGACCUGGACUACAUCCCAGUAGACCUGAGCCCAGAGGAGCGCUCUGAGCUCGAGGACAUCCGCAGGAGAAAAGGCGUCCUGCUCCAAGAGAUCCAGAGGCUCAGGGAGGAAUUAAGAGAAGCCAUUAUGGAGGUGGAGGGACUGGAGACCAGCACAGAGGGCAGUAAAACUCUACAGAAAAGUAGGCAUGUGGCAAUGGGAAGGAAGAAAUUCAACAUGGACCCAAAAAAGGGCAUUGUGUUUCUGGUGGAGAACGAGAUGCUCAGACACACUUCAGAGGACGUCUCUCAGUUCUUGUACAAAGGAGAAGGACUCAACAAGACGGCUAUAGGAGAUUACCUGGGAGAAAGGGACGAAUUCAACCUCAAAGUUCUUCAGGCUUUUGUGGACCUCCAUGAGUUCACUGAUCUCAACCUCGUACAGGCUCUCAGACAGUUCCUGUGGAGUUUCCGUUUGCCCGGUGAAGCUCAAAAGAUUGACAGAAUGAUGGAGGCUUUUGCUCAGAGAUAUUGCCACUGCAACCCCGGUGUCUUCCAGAGCACAGACACAUGUUAUGUGCUGUCAUUUGCCAUCAUCAUGCUGAACACGAGCCUCCAUAACCCCAACGUGAGGGACAAGCCUGGAUUGGACCGCUUCAUCUCCAUGAACCGUGGCAUCAAUGAGGGAGGAGACCUGCCAGAGGAUCUGCUCAGAAAUCUCUACGAAAGCAUAAAAAAUGAGCCCUUCAAGAUCCCAGAGGACGACGGCAACGACCUGACUCACACGUUCUUCAACCCGGACAGAGAGGGCUGGCUCCUUAAACUCGGUGGACGGGUGAAAACCUGGAAACGGCGGUGGUUCAUUCUCACAGACAACUGUCUUUAUUACUUUGAAUACACCACAGAUAAGGAGCCACGAGGUAUAAUUCCCUUGGAAAACCUAAGUAUCCGUGAGGUGGAAGAUCCAAGGAAACCAAACUGCUUUGAAUUGUACAUCCCCAACAACCGCGGUCAGCUGAUUAAGGCUUGUAAGACAGAGGCUGAUGGGAGAGUGGUGGAGGGGAACCAUAAUGUUUAUCGCAUCUCCGCCCCCACACCUGAGGAGAAGGAUGAGUGGAUCCAUAGCAUCAAAUCUGCCGUCAGUGUGGAUCCCUUCUAUGAAAUGCUCGCAGCAAGGAAGAAACGUAUAUCACUGAAGAAGAAGGAGGAACAACCGUAAACGAUGCCCUUCUUUCACUCCGUCUUCCUCUGUGCUUCACAUCUCUCCUUCCAACAUGGGAUGCGUUUUUUUCUCUGCUCUUUGCUACCUGCAGUCGCAGGUUUUGUUUUCCCACCUUCCCUCAUGCAUCCAGAGUGAAGAGCUCAUCCACUAAUGCUGCUUGUUAUCUUAGUUCUUGAUGCUACUGCUGUUAUAUUCAAUUGAACACACUACAGCCACAACACUCCUUUCCUGUCCUCUCACCACAUCUCUCAUUCAGCAUUUCAUUAAACUGUGAAACAAGUCAUAAGCCAUAUUCACACUAAUGCAGGCCAUUUCUUAAAAAAGGCUAAGAUUUCCAUAAUUUAUGGUUGUCUUGGUCCAUUUUAAGAAUCUUGUAUAGGUACUAUUUCCUCUACACAGUUAAUUUACAAAUUUGCUCUGCAGAAAUUCUUAUGGCUAUUGGUGCAUGCCUAAUGGAAGCCAUCUCAUAUUUGUGUAUUUCAUUGGCUUUGCAGCAUCUAUAGGAUUCUCAAUCUAAAAAGUCCCUGUUAGUGUGAUUAUGGUUUUAUUCAGGGUAGCAAGCAGCUUCAGUUGUCAUGAAUUCUUCUUUCAAUUGGAUGAUUGCUGCCUAAAUGAGAAAUUGCCUUUCUUGAUAGUGCUUGACACAGACAAAAUGUGAAUUCACUAUUCAAACACACUACAUCCAGUUUCAUUUGGUCAGGAAGGAGGAAAACAAAAGCAGCAAAUGAUUUUGGAUUUCUGAGAUGUGACCAUUACUCAACGGCUUUAGAUACACGAUACAUCUGUCCAUCGUAAUAUCGGCUCUUAUACACUGUUACCAAUAUGUGAGGAAAAUGGCACUGAUCAUAUCACCAGGCUGCUGAUGAUCUUAAGAUACGAUUGCUCCUUGAGACAAAAAAAAUCACUUAAGUAUUAAAGGACCAGUGUGUAGGAUUUAGAGGGAAUAUGUUGGUAUAAAUUAAGAUAAUAUUCACAAGUAUGUUUUCAUUUGUGUAUGAUCACCUGACACUAGGAUUUAUAUAGGUUGGCUCCUUCACAGCUACAGAGACAGUCUUUUCCGCACAUUUUCUCCAUGUUGCAUCAUCAUGUUUCUACAGUAGUCGAAAAAGACAAACUGAACAACAGCUCUGGAUGUGACCUUUCUUGUUUAGGGCCACUUACGAUUCUCUUGCAUGCUUUUAAAGGGAAGGGUGACAGGUGGGGUAUAAUUCUGGUUGCAAUCUCACCACUAGAUGGUGGUAAAUCCUACACGCUGGUCUUUCAAGUAGUUAGUCUUCUUGCUAACCGCUGCUUUCAGCUCACAGAGAAAACUUGUAUAUUUUCUUCAGCAUGUCUGAAAACCAGUGAAAUAGAAACCCAGUCCGGGUCUUUGUUAUCGAUUCCUUUUAUAACACUAUAGUGAACAGUUAUCAUCAUGUCCUCUCAUAUUUAACCUCGCAGCAUGCCAUAAACCAUUUCCUGCUUGUUCAGCACUACUAGACAACCACUGAACUCUCUCUCUCUCCCUCUAGUAAUAACAUCCCUUAGAGCCAGAUCUGUCCGCUUUCGCGAGUUUCAUGAAUCACAAAGGCAGCUCAUUACAAUGUAUACUUUUUGUAAAUAGAUGUUAGCAUAUUUGUUUACGAUACACAUAGAAAUGAUUUAAUUUAUUCUUUAUCUUUUGUUAAAUUCUGAUUUUUGUACGAGCUACUGUAGACCUGCAUGUUGAUAAACGGAGGCAUCGGUUGUAGUCACCGAUGUGUCGCUGAUCAUGCUAGUGCACUGAUUUGAAAAGUGUUAGUGUUCCCUGUUGACUUAGACAAACUGCUUUUAAUGUGGAGGCGGAUUUAUGCCUAAAGUAAAUUGUCACUUUUAUUAGUUUCUUUAGAAAAGAUAAUUGGGAGAUGUGGUCUGAUUUAGUUCCAGAUCUUGAUGUAAAUCAGACUCAGUAAAGCACAAACAGAAAUUACUCUCACUGUCUGUUAAAGUAAUGUUUUUAUACCAUUGGCUGCCUGCUUUCCUGCAAUUUUAAACCAUAUUACAGUGAUAAAAACGAACAGAAGAAAAAACAAGGAACACUAAUAAUCUUUGAUUCAUUACUUGAUAGUAAAAUUAUUCAGAUGUAAUGAAUCACUAACAAGUUAAGCUUUGUGUCCAGUGAUAGAUUUGCUUGACUUCCAGUUCAUAAACUGUUAUUUCUGGUAGUUUAUUGAAGUUGGCAUUUUUAGAUGGUAGGAACAAUUAUCUACUGCACUUUAUCAAUUUUAGCAUUUUGAAGAAAAUGCUGUGACUUUGACUGACAUACAACUCCGGUACUGUGUAGCGCCCUCUACUGGUGGUCCAACAGAGACACACAUACAUGCACACUGCAAUAUGCGGAUGGAUGACUCAUGAACUGUGUUGAAAUGUACAACGCCAUCUGCUGGGCAGUUCCAGCUGUAGCCGCAACAGUUUCUGUAUUAGGUCAUCUGAUAGAUUGUGUCGCAUGAAGCUGAACGGGCUCUUUUCUGUGUGAUCGAAAUAUUUCCACCUUUUUUUUUAAAGACGCAGCCAGUGAUUUGUCAUUGGAGCACAGAUCAAUGAUUGCCUUUUACUCUCCCACUUCAUCAAACUGACCUGAAGGCCUACUUGUACAGCAAUGUUAGUGCACAGAGCACAUGGGGUGUCUGUAGGCCUCCACCUUCUGGGUAUUCUUGAAGUGCAAAGUUGCCAAAAACACUAACUGUCUGGACACUUAAUGUUUCCUUUAUAACAACAGAACCAACACAGAAAUGAAUCCAACCAAAACCGGUCCUCUGUCUCAGAUUCCUUUGACCGCCAGAGUCACCUCUUUACGAAAAAACACCUUUUGUUUUGUAUUUAUUUAUUUUUAUUUACUGUGAGGUGAAGAUGGAUAGAUCAUCUGUAAAUGUAGCAAAAGGAAAACCACGAUUCAUUGGUGCCAGAAAACUACUGUGUAACAAUAAACGGUGAACAGAGA